AUGUCCCGUAUUGAGAAAGGAACACAGCGUUUUCGACCCACUGUGGUUGCGCGUCGUGCACCUCAAGCAGACCAUGCUAAUGACGCUGUCCCGCGACCAGCACCCGUUGUGCCAUCUGCCGACGCACCGUCCACCGCAUCAGCGGCACGGACUGAUACCCCCCCACAACGGCGUGCCACCUCAUCAAGUGUGCCCACACCGAUUGUCCCCACGCGCAUGGCUCCGCGUCCACGCGUUGUUCCAAGCACUGGGGCGAGUGAGAAUCGUGUCCAGCCUGCUGCGCGCAGUUAUGCUUUUGCUUCGCAGCCGACCAAGGUCCGCGUUCCCAUUCAUCCUCGAGCACCAUCGCAGCCUCCGAGAAGCGCAGAUGUACUCCAUGCUGAAUCUACUAGCAUAUCACCCUAUGAGCGAUUCUUGCAUGCUGCUCAGGCCAAUCCUCACGGUGUCUUGCACAUGGACACUGAAGCCGAUCCCAGCGCCAUUGCCGAGCAGGCGGCCGAGACAUGGCAGACGCUCGACCCUGCUAUACGUGCCCAAUACAACGUCGCGGAAGCUCCACGAAGCAUGCCGACUAGCUCUGCUCCUCCUGCUCGGACGCGUGCGCCACGCAAACGCACGGGCACGAGUAUUUCUGAUGACGAGGCAGAGUACAAGCAGCAAUGUGCCCAGCAGGAAAAUGGGAUGGACGGAUCAGAAUUACCGCCGCUUCGCGUAGAUAUAGGCACGACGCGAAUGGAGUCUAUUGCGGUGACAAAUUGGAAGAGUGGCCGAGCGAGUAGUCGGACCUUUGAACUCGAACGUGUUCGAGCUCGACAGCUUAAAAAGAGACGAAGCGAGGCGCAUGAAGAUGCAGAACAGGGUGGGAUCAAGCAAUCUGAGACGCCCGUUCCAUCAACGCCGCGCGAUACACCCGCGCCCUCGGAUGUGUCGGAAGAACCACAACUCGGCGAGAACCGCUUUGCCGUACAAACGCGUAUUGUUGACGGCAAAAUUGUACUGGAUGAGCAAUCUUUGUUUGCUAACUACCGUGAUGAUGAGCAGCAGGAGCGUGAGCAGCGCCAUUGGGAGGUCAUUGACGAGCGCGAAGGUGAUCAGUUCGUGAACAGCGCGAGCCGAAGCAAGCAGCGUCGCACACAGCGCUGGACGGCUGAGGAAACUGAACGCUUUUUCCAGGCCAUUUCCCAGUGGGGCACCGAUUUCGAGAUGAUUACCCGCCUAUUUCCACGACGCACGCGCCGAGAAAUCAAGGCCAAAUGGACCAAGGAAUCCCGUCAGAAUCCACAACGUCUUGACGCUGCCUUUCAGCGCCGUGUCGCAGUGGACCUUCACGCCUAUGGCCGCGCAGCUGGUGUAGACUUGAGUGGGCCGCCGCCUACCAUCACACCACGACCAGAGCCCAAAUCGGACGUGGAGAUUGUCUCUGAAUCGUCUGUACAAUGA
This is a messenger RNA of Malassezia restricta, 1440 nucleotides long. Its product is annotated as transcription initiation factor TFIIIB component B''. The coding region runs from base 1 to 1440 and encodes 479 amino acids. The record is from RefSeq and is a predicted model, not a curated record. Gene Ontology annotation, biological process: RNA polymerase III preinitiation complex assembly. Gene Ontology annotation, cellular component: transcription factor TFIIIB complex. Gene Ontology annotation, molecular function: TFIIIC-class transcription factor complex binding. The transcript has a single exon. Lineage: Eukaryota; Fungi; Basidiomycota; Malasseziomycetes; Malasseziales; Malasseziaceae.